This is a messenger RNA of Sordaria macrospora k-hell, 1698 nucleotides long. RefSeq lists its product as uncharacterized. Gene Ontology annotation, molecular function: ubiquitin binding; phosphatidylinositol binding. The record is from RefSeq and is a predicted model, not a curated record. NCBI's taxonomy places the organism in Eukaryota, Fungi, Ascomycota, Sordariomycetes, Sordariales, Sordariaceae.
AUGACAAGCAAGAUGAAGAACUUCAGCAUGAACAAGGUGCUGAGCAGCAUCAAGAAGAAGCCGACAUUCUCAAAUGCUGGAAGUGGAAGUGGAAGCGGGAGUGGAAACGGGAAUGUUGACGACGCGACACCCGAUCCGACCGGUGAUGGCCCCGAGGCGACGGCAGCCCGUUGUGUGAAACAAUUCUGCUUGUCUGAUAGCGGUAAUUCGGGUGACGAAGUCGCUUUCCUACCAUCGAUCGUCGAAGCGGCCGAGUCAUCGCCGGCCGCCGCCGCGGAAUGCGCCCGCCUGGUUCGGAAAUACCUACAUCGCGACUACUGGACUAAACCCUCAUUGCAAUACAACGCCAUCAUGCUGAUACGAAUCCUCGCCGACAACCCCGGUGCGACCUUCACGAGAAACAUGGAUAAGAAGUUUGUCGAUACCACCAAGGAGCUGCUCAGGUCAGGGAAGGACGGCAAUGUUCGACAGAUGCUCAUGGAGACGCUGGACGCCUUCGAAAGCACAAAGGGUUACGACGAGAACCUGCAAUUGUUGAUCGAGAUGUGGAAGAAGGAGAAGGAAAAGGCAUACAGGGUCUACGGCCAUCGCUUCUCAUCACCCCCACCCCAGCAGUACAGUCCUUACCUCUCCCACCAGCAGUCGGUAGCAAACCAGCAAGAAUACUUCCAACGCACCCCCCACACCGCGCGCCUCCCCGACCCUGUCGAGCUCGCCAACCGGCUCGAAGAAGCCCGCACCUCCGCCAAGCUUCUCGAGCAAGUAGUCGCCUGCACGCCCCCGCAAGAGAUCCUCUCCAACGAGCUGAUCAAGGAGUUCUCGGACCGGUGCACGAGCGCGUCGCGCAACAUCCAAGGAUACAUGUCGGCGACGGACCCGGCUCCUGAUAACGACACGAUGGAGAGCCUGAUCGACACCAAUGAGCAGCUGCAGCAGUCGCUCAACCACCACCAGCGUGCGGUGCUCAACGCCAAGAAGCAGCUAGGCGUGGGGAGCCCCGGCUCUGAGAGCGUGAGCAGGCCGGGCUCGGUGGCGCCGGGAGUGAACGAGCAGAGCCGGCCUCCUCAGGCUGCGACGUCGAGUAAUAGUAGGAACGAAGGCGUCCAGGAUUGGUUGGCAAGUAGUUCAGCUGCGGUUGCAGGCGGAAGCGGAAGUGGCCAGGGCGCCAGCAGCAGUAGCAGAGGGAAAGGCAAGGCGGCAGCUACCUCCAUCGAUAACGACUGGAUGGGCGACUACAAGUACGAGCCGAUCUCUUCCGGUCCUGUAGCUGGCGGAUCUUCCUCCGCUGCUGCCGCAGGGCCUUCGAGAUCCCACACGGGAACGCCGCAUCGCGACGAAGAGGACCCAUUCAGGGAUCCGGUCCAGCCUGAUUCCUCGGCUUCUUCGAUGCGGCGGGUACAACCCUCGACGACAUUGAACACGACGAACGCGGGAAACAACGAGGAGAGAUUGUCGUUUGAGCCAUACCACCCUGGAUUUGGCGGUAACAGCGCGAGCGCCGGGAGAAGCAACAAUGACAACAACUACAGCUACAACUCAUCGUCGGCGUAUGAUUACAGAGGAAGUGGCGGGGGUUCAGCGGCUGGCGCUGGUGCUGGGAAUACGAGCAGUUCGGUACCAGAACCUGUCACGCCAGUUAGUGACGAUGGGCUGUACGGUAGUGGAGAUGUGCAUCGCUCAACCGGGGUCCAGAGGUGA